Molecule: messenger RNA, 963 nt
Organism: Talaromyces amestolkiae
Lineage: Eukaryota; Fungi; Ascomycota; Eurotiomycetes; Eurotiales; Trichocomaceae
Exons: 4
Coding region: 1-963 (320 amino acids)
Molecular function (GO): oxidoreductase activity, acting on the CH-OH group of donors, NAD or NADP as acceptor
Source: RefSeq, a predicted model, not a curated record
AUGCAAAACAUACAAACUAUUGCAUCUGAACUGCCCGCUCUCUUCGAGCAGUAUGCAAGGCAACUGCCUGUACCACCCUGGAAGCUUACCUAUUGGCUGGGUCUUCCGUAUAUCGCAUACAGAUUAAAUCGCUACUUGAGUCGUCGAGCAUUGAAUAACGGCGUUACCGAUUCUUUCGACUGGCACAAGGAGAUCAUCCUAAUUACAGGAGGUUCUAAUGGCAUCGGUGCUGCUGCGGCGCAGAAAUUGGCUACAAAGGGAACUAAAGUGGUUGUCCUAGACAUUUUACCACUGACUUAUGACGCUCCCGAAAAUCUGCACUACUAUCGAUGCGAUUUGACAAACUUUGACGAAGUUCAGGCAGUUGCAGCCACCGUAACUCGCGAGGUCGGCGCACCUACAUGUGUCGUAGCAAACGCSGGAAUCUGUCGCGGCAAGCCAUUGCUGSGAGCCACUAAACGUGAUAUCGAAUUAACAUUCGGUGUCAAUAGUCUCGGCCUUUUGUGGACCAUCAAAACAUUCCUACCCUCGAUCGCCGAGAAGAACCACGGCCACUUCGUGAUGCUUGCCUCGCAGACGGGACAUCUAGCAACAGCGGGGGUAGUAGACUACGCAGCCACCAAAGCCGCUACUUUAGCCAUCUACGAAGGUCUUCAGACCGAAUUACGCCAUGUCUACAAGGCCCCCGCAGUGCGCGUAUCAUGCGUAUCACCGUCUGCGGUGAGCACCAAAAUGUUUACAGGCAUUAAGUUGCCUCCUUCAGUGCAACCCUUACAACCUUCAGACGUUGGUUCUGCAAUUGCUGAGAUAUUGUGGAGUGGCCGAGCGCAGAAUAUCAUGUUGCCAUCUUCGGCUUAUAUAUCGCCCAUUACGCGUGCACUCCCAGAUUGGCUUCGAAUCGGAUUGCAGGAGUUUGGCAAGGACAUCAUGACGGAUUUGAAUCCUCAUAAACCGUUGGAUUGA